GCCUCCACAGGUUUAUUGAGAUCAGGAAUACGAAACUGAUUCUGAAACAUAUAUAUCUGCGCAGAACAACGCUCGAGGUAGACAAAAUGCUACUCGACCUCCCACUCGAGCUCCAGAUGCUCGUUUACAAGCAUGCUCCGAAAACCACCCUUGUCUCAUUGAUGUGUACAUCCUCGCAUAUUCACCGCAUCGUCGAGCCCAUCCUCUACCGCGAAGUAAUCAUAGAUGACCAGGCCUCCGAGGAUCGAAUGAUGGCGCUUAUAGAUUCUCGACGUGCUCGAGGUUUCAUCAAUACAACGGAAAACAUAUCGGAAAGCGACUUGGAGACCCUGGACGGCCCCACUUCGUUUUCGCUAUUUCGCAAAACGCUCAUGCGCAAACCAUUCCACUUUGGCCCUCUUCUCAAGUCUUUGGAGAUCAACGAAGUGUCUAUGGAGCUCGAAUGGGACGAGUUGAAGGAGAUGUUCCUCACCAUGCCGAACCUCCUCACUCUGUCGAUCACAUCAGCAAUGGGGGGAUGGGACGACGAUGAUGUGUCCGUGCUUUCUCGCGUUACCCCAUCUAUUCGUUCCUUCUCUUCAAAAUCUCUCGGACUUUCCCCAAAAUUCAUCUCGUUCCUCGAAACCCACCCCAACCUCAAAGUCUGGCAUCACGGAACAGGCAACGGCUUUCUAAUGGAACCCGAAGUUCCUGUCCCCGCUCAUGUCCUGUCUCGAAUUACCCACUACGAUGCUGCCAUAACGGAUGCCGAAAAGACAGCCACUCUCCUUCGCGGGAUGACCAACCUUGCUCACCUCUCCCUCUCCCAUUCGGCUUCUUUCAAGGAGACCUUGGACGAAGCAGCUUACGGCGCCGCACUUCGAACCGAACUAGGCGCUCUCUCUGUUUGUGGAAAAGGCCUAGUCAGCCUCUUCUAUAGUCGCCACUUCCCCACUACAUGGCGCAUGAGCACCCCAGGACCGGGCCGCUGGGACUCGUUCCUCUGGAUCGUGAGGAACAUCUUACCGAGGACGCCCUCCCUUCAGCACUUGCGCGUCGACUGCUGGUUCCUCGAUACUUCCACCCUGAUAGAGCCACCCUCGGAUAUUCGACCUUUUAUUCCGAAGACGCUGCGCACGUUUCAAGUUGUUCGCCCCGGGCUCAUUCCUUGCGAUGAUGACUCUGGUGAGGAUGAGGUGGAGAGAUGGCCACCUACGACGGAAGUCGCCCUCCGCGUGGCGCGUGUUGUCUCUGCGGUUAUGCCAUCCGUAGAGAGGUUUGAUUUUCUAGGUUGUGAUAUGUUCAAGGGGAACGAUGGAAUUUGGAGACGGAAUACUUCGUCAGACGGAGUAUGGCCUCUAAACUGGGCAAUCAUGGACCUCCAGUAUAGGUCGUAGCACUCACACUUGUGUUCUUCAUGUCUCCCGACCCUUAACUACUUUGUUUUGCUCGCGUUCUGUCUUCUGGUAUCUAUGACCCUAA
Molecule: messenger RNA, 1461 nt
Organism: Stereum hirsutum FP-91666 SS1
Lineage: Eukaryota; Fungi; Basidiomycota; Agaricomycetes; Russulales; Stereaceae
Exons: 2
Coding region: 87-1376 (429 amino acids)
Source: RefSeq, a predicted model, not a curated record